AUGUGGCUGGUGCUUGCACUAUCUUUCCUGUGCCACAGCAGCCGGGCCUCUGUGACUACCUUGAGGAUAAGAGAUGAUGAGCAGACGCUGUGCACAGGAGUGGGACGCCCGGACCAAGAGUGCCUGACCGUGAAGGACUUCACCCAAGAGGAGUUGCUGGCUGUCCUCGAGCCGCUCUUGGCUCGGAUGCCGGCCGAGUCCGCUAGGCACUAUUAUUGGAGUUCCAUCCUUUGCAGCCUCGUGGUGACCUUCACCACGUGGGCUUUUCUGCUCUCCUGCUUCCGGAGCUGUUGCCGACAGAAGACCGGGAGGAAGACCAGACAGACCUGCAGUUUGCUACGGCGCUGGGCGGGUGACCUGUGCGAUGUCUUUUUCACCUUUCCAUUGAUGGGUGCCAAAAUGAUCUUUGGAAAAAUCAUCGUGGCGCCGAUCACCGCCGCACGGCUGGCGAUGCAGGACAUCCAAACCGAGCAGACCCUGCGGCUCCAGCAGCAGCUCUUGGCUGAGGGCCAAGAAGCAAGUUCACCGCCGCAGCGAGCGAAGCGAGAGCGGGCCAGUGUGCUUCGGGGGAAGCGCCCGCCCGACAGUCGCCGCGCCAAGGAGAAGCCCAAGGAGCCCAGCGCAAAGAAAGUACCAAGGCCGGAGACCGCCGUGAGCGCCCACGAUCCCUCCGAAGUGCUCGACGAGGAGCUUUCGGAGGAUUGGUGCCAAGUGUACCGGCAUAGUGAAGCCCGAAGAAAUGCCGCAGCUCUCCGAGAAGAGAAAAGGGACAAAGCAGAGCCCACGCCGCCGGCUGCGCCGGUUGCUGUGCCGGUUGCUGCGGCCAGUGUGAGAUCGAAGGCGGCUCCAAAGGUCCAAGCGCGACCGACACAGAGGCCGCCCACUGCUAAGCCAGCAGGUCCGCCGCGUCCGUGUGACGCCCGCGUUUGCUGA
This is a messenger RNA of Durusdinium trenchii, 933 nucleotides long. NCBI's taxonomy places the organism in Eukaryota, Dinophyceae, Suessiales, Symbiodiniaceae. The record is from the annotation of a GenBank genome assembly.